GUCUCAACUACCAUGGAUGCAGUACCUUAUUCUCUCGUGUUAAUAGUCCUGUUCUUUGGGACUAUGAUUCAAGAAAAUGAUGCCCUGCAGUGCUAUUGCCAGCGCUGUCUCAACUCUACGUGCACCACGGACGGUCUGUGCUUCGUGACUGUCAUGAAGUCUGGCAGCCGGCUCACCACCGAGCGCAGCAUGUGCGUGCACGAGAGCGAACUGAUCCCCCGUGACCGCCCCUUCAUCUGCGCGCCCUCCACCAAGGACGACACAGGCAUCUACCCAAUGUGCUGCGCCUCCGACUGGUGCAACAAGAACCCCAACCUCAGCGUCUUCCCAGUGCCGACAGUGAAGCCGGUUCCUCUGGGGCCUGUGGUUCUGGCGGCAGUGAUCGCGGGGCCCGUGUGCGUGCUGUGCUUCGUGCUGGUGCUGGUCUUCUACGUUUGCCACAGCCGGGUGGGUGUGCAUCAACGCGUGCCCAACGAGGAGGAUCCCUCCAUGGAUCACCCCUUCCUCACCGUGGGUUCCACUCUCAAAGACCUCAUCUACGACAUGACCACCUCUGGCUCCGGCUCUGGUCUGCCCCUACUGGUACAGAGGACCAUAGCCCGGACCAUCAUCCUUCAGGAGAGCAUCGGGAAGGGCCGCUUCGGCGAGGUGUGGCGGGGCAAGUGGCGAGGCGAGGAGGUGGCGGUCAAGAUUUUCUCCUCCCGUGAGGAACGUUCGUGGUUCCGUGAGGCCGAGAUCUACCAGACGGUCAUGCUGCGUCACGAAAACAUCCUGGGCUUUAUCGCCGCCGACAACAAAGAUAACGGGACAUGGACCCAGCUGUGGCUGGUGUCAGACUACCACGAGCACGGCUCUCUGUUUGACUACCUGAACCGCUACACAGUCACCGUGGAGGGCAUGAUCAAACUGUCACUGUCCACCGCCAGCGGUCUGGCCCACCUCCACAUGGAGAUCGUUGGCACGCAAGGGAAGCCGGCCAUCGCCCACAGGGACCUGAAAUCUAAGAACAUCCUGGUGAAGAAGAACGGGACUUGCUGCAUUGCCGACCUGGGCUUGGCCGUGCGCCACGACUCUGCCACCGACACCAUCGACAUCGCCCCCAACCACAGAGUAGGGACCAAAAGGUAUAUGGCACCAGAGGUGCUAGACGACUCGAUAAACAUGAAGCAUUUUGAGUCGUUUAAGAGGGCAGAUAUCUACGCCAUGGGCUUGGUGUUCUGGGAGAUAGCCAGUCGAUGCUCUCUGGCAGGCAUCGUUGAAGACUACCAGCUGCCAUACCAUGACCUGGUGCAGUCAGACCCUUCUGUGGAGGAGAUGAGGCGGGUGGUGUGUGAUCAGAAGCUACGACCCAACAUUCCAAACAGGUGGCAGAGCUGUGAGGCUCUGCGGGUGAUGGCUAAGAUCAUGAGGGAGUGCUGGUACGCCAACGGAGCCGCCCGCCUCACAGCGCUGCGUAUCAAGAAGACCCUGUCCCAGCUCAGCCAAUCAGAGGGCAUCAAGAUGUAGACAUUUCCUUUAGUCUUGUUAUAUUAUUCUGAAUAUUAUUAUUUUCAUCGUCAUCAUUGGUUCUCUUCGGGCUGCUCCUCUUGGUUUGAAAGGGGAGGCGAUGCAGCGUGGUGAGGUUUUACUCUGAUACCCCCUAACCCCUCUCUAAACGCGGUCAUCCUUAUAUUUGUCGCCGUGCCGACCGCCGCGAUUUUAUGUCUCUCAGAGGUGGAUGGAUCUGAUGGAGGGAUGUUGUCAGAGUGUGAUUUUUUUUUUUUUUUUUUUGGGGGGAGAGAAGUGGUAUGUAUGGCUGGGUGAUAAAGCUGUCCCCACUACACACCACCACCAACCUGUGUCAGUUCAGACACCAACCCCCUGUACUCACGAUUGGUGGGAUCUCCUCACCCAGUGCUCGUGAAGGACCUAUAACAGUGAUUACAGACAGCCGUAGUCCCGCCCUGCCACAGACCCAUCAGCAAACUGGAGGAAAGGAUCAUCAAAACACCAUACAGAAACCCCCAGGUUUCAUGACUGCUGGUCGUAACAUUCAGGGGUCAAUGCCUCCAUUCAAACAACAAGUGUUACAUUCUGUCACUGGCUGUGGUGGCUCGGACUCAACGAGAGGAAAAGACUGAAGCAACAAACUUUAGUUUUAUUUAGGACCAUCUGGUACUUGUGAACAAUUGUUUUCUUGUAGUUAUUUGUGUGUGUUUCCAUGGAGAGGUGCUGUGGACUCGUGUCCAGAGCAUGUCGCACCGUGUGUUUCUCCCUCUUUUCUCCAUGUAUCACUGUACCGAGGGACUACAGGUCUGUUUAACUUAUUUGCUUAGAUUGUUUGCAACAACAAAAAAAACAACUGGACAUGACCUCAUUCAGUCUUCAAACAGCCGGACAUGACCUCAUUCAGUCUCCAAACAGCUGGACAUGACCUCAUUCAGUCUCCAAACAGCUGGACAUGACCUCAUUCAGUCUCCAAACAGCUGGACAUGACCUCAUUCAGUCUCCAAACAGCCGGACAUGACCUCAUUCAGUCUUGGCGAACAUGCUAUGACAUAUGCAAUAUAGAUAGUGUAUCUAUUUUAUAUACUCUGUUCUGCUGCUACUACAACGUCAACUACAACCGCUCGACAGUCGCCACCAUGCCUUCCAAGCCAGGUGUUAACUGGUGCCACUGCUUUAAACCUACCCCUUAAACCCUCAUGUUGGUUUGUGUCUGUGUGAGAUUGUAUGGAGUAUUGACAGAGGCCCUCAGCUGGAGGAGCAGCAUGGAGUAGACCCUCUCAGAGCUGGAGGAGCAGCAUGGAGUAGACCCUCUCAGAGCUGGAGGAGCAGCAUGGAGUAGACCCUCUCAGAGAGCUGGAGGAGCAGCAUGGAGUAAACCCUCUCAGAGAGCUGGAGGAGCAGCAUGGAGUAGACUCUCUCAGAGCUGGAGGAGCAGCAUGGAGUAGACCCUCAGAGCUGGAGGAGCAGCAUGGAGUAGACCCUCUCAGAGCUGGAGGAGCAGCAUGGAGUAGACCCUCUCAGAGCUGGAGGAGCAGCAUGGAGUAGACCCUCUCAGAGAGCUGGAGGAGCAGCAUGGAGUAGACCCUCUCAGAGAGCUGGAGGAGCAGCAUGGAGUAGACCCUCUCAGAGCUGGAGGAGCAGCAUGGAGUAGACCCUCUCAGAGCUGGAGGAGCAGCAUGGAGUAGACCCUCUCAGAGCUGGAGGAGCAGCAUGGAGUAAACCCUCUCAGAGAGCUGGAGGAGCAGCAUGGAGUAAACCGUCUUAUGCAAAUGGUAGGACGUGACCUCGCCAUGCUGCCUAGAGCAGCCACAACACCAACUUGUUGGUGCCAUCUACUCAAGGGGUCUCUCUCCCUUCCCGUCUUCUCUCUGUCUCUUUCUCUCUACUCUGUAUGGCAAAGCUCUGACUCACUGAAUACCAGACUGAUAGGGGUGCUAGUACUACCCACUGGUCUACACUAAGUCCCCCUCCAAGGUGGCUUUAAGGAAGAAGGAAACAACUACUCAUUACUGGAGUUGUUCUAUAAUCGUGCAUUGUUGGAUUUCACUUUGUUUUCGUCUUUGUGUUGUUUCAAAGUGUGUGACGGCACACGUCUCUUCAAAGACUAAACAAGGUGAGGUACAUUCAUUUAAAUAUAGAAAAUGGAUUUUUACUAAGCCAUAGGUUUCUAAUUUUUUUUUUUUUUUUUUUGUGGCAACUUUUUCUACUACUUAUAAGAAUGUACGUUUAUGGUGGAUAAACAACAUAGUAUCACUGUGUGAACUGCUUGACAUUUCAGCUUAGCAAGCCGUAAGGGACCAAUGGAGAGAGUCAGAAUCCUGUUAUGUAAAAAGUAAGAUAUAUAUAUAUAUAUAUAUAUAUAUAAACAAUUAUACUAUUAUAAAGUAGGGUCAAUGUUCUAUAUAAAGGAAUUACAAGUCAAUGUAGCAGCAGAUUUAAUAAGUAAUGUUUUGGUUUGUAUUUGUGUUUGUAAGAUAUCCUAUUGCCACACGCCUAAACCUGCAAGCUGCCUAUUUAUACCAAUUUGGAUUGUGUUCGUUUUGGUAUGUCCACAGUCUUGAUGUCAUUCGAGUUUCUUGCUCUAUUUCAGCAUGUUUUUUUAAAUACGGUACCGCAAACCAUCACAAUAGAAAGACAAUUGUUUGUCUACAAGCCCCAAAAGAUAUCUGAUUGUUUGUCUACAAGCCCCAAAAGAUAUCUGAUUGUUUGUCUACAAGUGUACUUCUUCUGACCUACGUGCAGGUUUACCUGUGUGGCCAUCAGGUUGUUUUGAGUUUCUUAUUUUUAAUGUAUUCUUCUUUUGUAUUCCUCUUGAACAGUCUGCUGUUUGGAUGCAUUCUAUGUAUCUAUCUGUGUUACUACAAAACAUCUGACUCUGUUCUGAAACCAGGGGAGGUCAGAGACGCUCUGUUCUGUUCUGAAACCAGGGGAGGUCAGAGACACUCUGUUCUGUUCUGAAACCAGGGGAGGUCAGAGACACUCUGUUCUGUUCUGAAACCAGGGGAGGUCAGAGACACUCUGUUCUGUUCUGA
This is a messenger RNA of Oncorhynchus gorbuscha (pink salmon), 4520 nucleotides long. RefSeq names its product TGF-beta receptor type-1-like. The transcript has 9 exons. The record is from RefSeq and is a predicted model, not a curated record. The coding region runs from base 13 to 1506 and encodes 497 amino acids. Gene Ontology annotation, molecular function: activin receptor activity, type I; activin binding; SMAD binding. Gene Ontology annotation, biological process: transforming growth factor beta receptor signaling pathway; heart development; activin receptor signaling pathway. Lineage: Eukaryota; Metazoa; Chordata; Actinopteri; Salmoniformes; Salmonidae. Gene Ontology annotation, cellular component: plasma membrane; activin receptor complex.